Molecule: messenger RNA, 515 nt
Organism: Hevea brasiliensis (rubber tree)
Lineage: Eukaryota; Viridiplantae; Streptophyta; Magnoliopsida; Malpighiales; Euphorbiaceae
Exons: 3
Coding region: 1-318 (105 amino acids)
Source: RefSeq, a predicted model, not a curated record
AUGCCUGCAGAGCAUGCUAAGAAAAUCUGGAAGCCCAAACCUUGGAAGCAUUCUAAGCCAAUCACAAGGACACAACUCCAGCAGGUGCGUGAUGAGUUUUGGGAUACUGCUUCCCAUUAUGGUGGGCAGAAAGAGAUAUGGGACGCAUUUCAUGCUGCUGCUGAAACUGAUUUAACUCUCGCACAAGCAAUUGUGGACAGUGCUGGUGUGAUUAUUCAGAGGGAAGACUUGACAGUCUGCUAUGAUGAGAGAGAUGCAAAGUAUGAACUUCCCAAGUAUGUCUUGAGUGAGCCAACCAAUUUGAUUCAAGAUAAUUGAAAAUAGGGUAAAGAAUGCAAUGCUUCGUUUACUGAAUAUCUUGUAAAAUUUGUCUCAUUUUCCUUGUGCUUCUGAAAUGUUUUCCACUUUAAAUUUUUGGGGCCAUCAUUCGUGUAUAAUAUUCAAAAUCUAAGGCUAAUAUUGUGACAAACAAAAUGGGUAAAUAACUAUUUCUGCACAUUGGUGGGUUUUUUCAA